AUGCACAUGAGAAUGAAUGGUAACUCAGUGGGCCUACUCCUAAAUAACUUCUCCCCAUGGAGAUCAAAAGUCGUGCCUCCAUUGCCACCUCCUUUCUCUCUGCCAACGAUAUCACCGAGUGUAGGGCAGCCCGCAUGGUUUGGAAGUCGGGAGUGGCUUCAUACUCACACCCCUCUGCUACCUCUGCCUCCUCCGCCUCCGCCACCACCACCGCAAACGCAACAGAUAGGCGAUCUUUGCUCGGUGAUGGCGAAUGCUGCGCGGGUCUCUUCACUGUCUCCAUCGUCGGUAGCACAAAGCUCCGAUAAAAGUCUAAAUCUUUCCUCUAAGCAAUCAACUGAGGAUUUAGCCAAUUCCCCGAACCCGGUAUCCUAUUCCUCCGCCCCGAAAACCUUCAAGCUUUCCCACUCAAUCGAUCGCCUUCUCGCCGACUCGCCACCUCCUCCACCACCACCGUCACCGCCUCCACCGCCUCUAGAACCCAGUCCACCAAGUCCCUCCAUGGUUUCCUUUGAUCUCUGGAUGCGGAAUCUCCUGACUCUCCGAAAUCCAAUCCUCACCUCUUCCGCAUCGCUUCAACCACCACAGCCAGCAGCACCCCCACCACAACCAUCGCAACCGCAGUUUCAGCCCUCCUCCGCGAAGCCACCCACUUUCAGACGUCGAGAGGGUCGCAUGACCUACGAGUGCUCGGUGUGUGGAAAAACAUUCGGCCAGCUCUCCAACCUCAAGGUACAUCUGCGCGUGCACACGGGCGAGAGGCCCUUCACAUGCUCCAUUUGCGGCAAAGGUUUCACUCAGCUGGCACACCUGCAAAAACACCAUCUGGUGCACACAGGAGAGCGGCCGCAUGAAUGUCAGGUCUGCCGCAAGCGCUUCUCCAGCACCAGCAAUCUGAAGACGCAUCAGCGCUUGCACAGCGGGGAAAAGCCAUUCAGCUGCAAACUCUGUCCUGCGCGAUUCACCCAAUUCGUUCAUUUGAAGUUGCAUCGCCGACUGCACACGGAUGGAGAGGCAAAGAUGUUUGGCUGUCCCGGCUGUCAAAAGAAGUAUGUCACACCAAAUGGCUUAAAAGCCCAUUGGCGCACAGCUGGAGGCAGGAGGUGCUGCAUGUCGCCAGGGGAAAGAGAGAAACAGAAGGAGGCCCCCUAG
Molecule: messenger RNA, 1152 nt
Organism: Echinococcus granulosus
Lineage: Eukaryota; Metazoa; Platyhelminthes; Cestoda; Cyclophyllidea; Taeniidae
Product: PR domain zinc finger protein
Exons: 3
Coding region: 1-1152 (383 amino acids)
Biological process (GO): cell fate commitment; regulation of transcription by RNA polymerase II
Cellular component (GO): cytoplasm; nucleus
Molecular function (GO): histone deacetylase binding; DNA-binding transcription factor activity; RNA polymerase II cis-regulatory region sequence-specific DNA binding
Source: RefSeq, a predicted model, not a curated record